AAGUCCAGUUUUUCGCUCCGUAUCGUUCGGUCGCAUUUACUAUUUGCUCCGAUUGGUGCAACCGGUGCAAUUUUAGCCAGUGCUUCUCAAACUGUUCAUUAUCUAAGCUUAUAAGUUGUUAAUACCUGUCACAAUGGACACUCACAAUUGUGGUGCAUGUGGGGAGUUGUUAUCAGAAGGUCCUCACUGUACUGUAUGCAAUCAAGAACUAAAUUUUCACUGUGCUGGAAUAACUGAAGCUGGAUAUCGCAAGCUGGGAGAUAGGAAGUCUACCUGGCGAUGUGUCAAGUGUAAACAAACUCACUCUAUCCAGCCUCCUUUAUCACCAAAGGUCGAAUCCGAUGCACUAAUACUUAAGGAGAUAAGAGCUCUCUCUGAUAAACUGGCGCCAUUAGAAUGUCUUAAAGAUGAAGUCAUUGCCUUGAGAACUGAAUUUGCUGAUCUUAAAUCUUCACUAAAUAAUACUAACGUGGCGCUAAAAGAAUUUAAUAACAAAAUUAAGGACUUCGAACAGCGUCUAGUACAGAUCGAGAAAGUGCAAAAACAUGCUUACCUAAUUCAGACUCGGUUAGAAAAACUGGAGCAGGAGUCGAACUCUGCGGAGCAAUGGUCAAGAAUGAAUAAUGUUGAAAUAAAGGGAGUACCUCAGGCAACCGGUGAAAAUUUGUUUGAAAUCAUAUCCAAAAUUGGGUCUAAGAUACAAUAUCCGAUUACACAGACUCAGGUAAAUUUCGUUACAAGAGUACCAACCCGUGAGAAAGAGCAUAACAAACCGAUAAUAAUCUGUUUCUGCAAUCGAUAUGUGAAGGAAGAUUUUGUGGCGGCAGCCAGAUAUGCAUCGAAAACUAGUCAUCUCACAUCAGGCAACAUGGGAUUUGUGGGCAAUAAUAGGAUUUAUAUCAAUGACCACCUAACCAUGCACAAUAAGACCUUACUUUCUAAAACUAAAAAGGCAGCGGUUGAAAUGAAUUUUCGUUAUGUCUGGGUCAAGCAUGCCAAGAUACAUGUAAGAAAGACCGAUACGUCGCAUAUAAUUAUGGUGAAGUCAGAAAGAGACCUUACAAAAAUAGUGUGAUGUUAAACUUAUUAUCUCUUUGUUCUAUUACUACCAUUAUUCAUAAUUUGUUUUUGUAUUACUCGAAACUUGUAACAUUGCAGUUUGAGAUCCAUGCGCUGUCGCGGCGUGUUAACGUAUUCAUUUUGUUGUGCAAUUGCGUAUUAAUUUACAUUAUAAUUUAUAAACAUCUUACCAAUGUGGAUAAACUAUUUUUAAAUCUUAUUACAUAUAACUGGGUUCGCUUUUGGUCUAUUAAUUUACUAUCAAAUAUGAAAGACGUUUGUUUGUUGAUUUUCUGUACUAUAUAUACUAUUGAUUUUACUUAUUGGUCAUUGGUCGUGGUCGUAAGCAUUCGAGAAUCGCGUGUUGCAUAUUACGGCGCAUUGUUCUACGUUUAUGAAUUAUCUACCCGCUUUUAUAUAGCAUUUUUGUUCUUUGUUUUAAAUGUUCCUUUUAUUUUACUAUUUAAUUUACUUUUAUUGAAUUGCUGUAUUGUGAUAAGAUAUUUAGUCAUAGUUAAGCUCAAUCACGGAAUCGAUUAAAAUAUAUUACCAAAAUGUACGCGGUUUACGAACAAAAACACUUAACUUAUUUAGGAACGUAUGUUUAAAUUCGUAUGAUAUUAUUAUAUUCACCGAAACUUGGUUGGUCGAUAGUAUACAUAACAGUGAAUUAUUUGAUGACCGAUAUUUAGUAUGGAGGCGGGAUCGCAAUUAUUGUAGCACGUCACAAACGCGGGGGGGUGGUGUACUAAUUGCAGUGAGGAAUGAUCUUUCGGUAGUGGAGAGGGGUGACUGGCGUAGUUCAGCGGAAGAUAUUUGGGUCUCUAUUUUGCUAAAAAGAUCCAGGCCGCCAGUGACAUACAAUAUAAACAUUUGUGCGCUUUACCUGUGUAGAGAAAAUAUCGGUAACUCAUAUAAUACCCAAUUGCUAAAUUUCACACAAAAUAUUAAUACCAUAAUUCUGUCUAAUCCGUGCGACAAAUUCAUAAUCGUAGGUGAUUUCAAUUUUGGUAGUCAAGUAGAUUGGAAUGUUUGCAGUGAUAGUGGCGAGUUGUUACCAACCAAUCACUCCUGUCAAUAUAUUUCUGAUUUCCUUGAUUCUGUUAACACCUGUAGCUUAUCUCAGUAUAAUUGUAUACGUAACAUAAAUGGGAGACUACUUGACUUGGUUUUCUCUAAUGACCUUGUAGAUGUUAAGGAAUGCUAUGAACCAUUAGCAAUGCCCCCAGAUAUGCACCAUAAGCCUUUGGUUAUAAAGGCUGAUUUUGUUGAAUUACAUAAACUAGAUGAUAAAAAGAAAAACAAUUAUCUCUUUCACAAAGGUGAUUACGUGGCUAUUAGUUCAGCUCUUGACCAGGUAAACUGGUAUGAACUUUUGGGGAAUGACUCUCCAGACAAUGUGGUUACUCUCUUUUAUAAUAAAUUGUAUGAACUUAGGGAACAGUUUAUUCCCAUAAAAUCCACUAGACGCUCGUCACACCCUCCAUGGUAUAAUUCUGCGCUACUAAAGGUCUUAAAAGAAAAACACAAGUAUCAUCGUAAGUUUAAGUUAUAUGGUAAUUUAUCCGACUACCAAUCUUUUUCACUAUUACGUAAAAGGGCUAACCAGUUAGAGCGAGUCUGCUUUGAAUCCUAUAUUGAUAAAAUCGAAUCUUCCAUAACUAGUAACCCAAAAACUUUCUGGUCUUUUAUAAAAAGUAGGAAUAAUGCGUCUACUACUCCUAAUGUAAUGUAUUAUGAGGAAUCUUCUGAAAACACUGGUGAAGGUAUUAGUGACUUAUUCGCUAAAUAUUUUAGUACUACUUUCGUUGAACCAGAAUUGGAAACUUCUGAUUCUAAAUUAUUUCCCAUAACUGAUUACAGUAUUAAUAGUAUUAGCUCAAUACACGUCUCAGAUAAAGGUAUCUUGAAGCUAUUACAAGGCCUCGACAUCUCUAAAUCUGGUGGCCCCGACCAUAUACCACCAAUAUUUAUCAUAAAUUGUGCGAAAAGCUUAGUCAAACCCAUUAGUAUACUUUUUAAGCGGUCAUUAACAGAAGGAAUAGUUCCACAAGUUUGGAAAUCUGCCUUCAUAACACCGGUAUUUAAAAAAGGCGACAAGUCGAAUGUCGGAAAUUAUCGUCCCAUCUCGAAGUUAUGCUUGUUUUCUAAAGUUCUUGAAAGAAUCGUUUAUAAUGAAGUCUAUUAUGCAGUACAAAAUUAUUUGGGUGAUGAACAACAUGGGUUUCUUCGAAGACGUUCAACUACUUCUAAUCUCAUCACGGCUAAUGAGUACAUCACUAAAGGUAUGGAGCAGCGUGCACAGGUAGACGUAAUUUACACAGAUUACAGCAAGUGCUUUGAUCGUAUUAAUCAUCGUGUUCUUUUACAAAAGUUGUUAGCUUCGGGAAUACACGGUGACUUGUAUAGGUGGUUUUGUUCGUAUAUAGAGAAUCGGACGCAGGCUGUUGUUUUGCGUGGUUACAUGUCUGGUUGGUGCUCAAUCCCAUCUGGUGUUCCUCAGGGCUCAUUACUUGGCCCCCUAUUAUUCACAAUAUUUAUUGCCGAUAUUAAGUCAUGUUUUAAAAAUUCUCUCAUACUACUUUACGCCGAUGACAUGAAAAUUCUUAAAACUAUUCAUAAUCUAACAGAUGUUAAACAAUUUCAAGAAGACCUAAACAGGUUCUCUGAUUACUGUAAACUCAAUAAGCUUCAAUUGAAUAUCUCCAAAUGUUCUCAUAUAACAUUCACACGACAAAGAUCUAGUAUUGGGUUCGGUUAUACUCUUCAUAAUCAGACUAUCAGCAGGGUAAAUCAUAUUCAUGAUCUCGGCGUAAUACAUGAUAAUAAAUUCAUAUUUGACAAACACAUUGAAUAUAUUGUCAACAAAGCAUCCAAGGCUCUUGGUUUCAUUUUAAGAACUUCAUCCUGCUUCCGCUCUCUUAAAGCUGUUAAGAUUUUGUAUUGCUCAUAUGUGCGAAGCCAUUUAGAAUAUGCAUCUCAAGUAUGGAACCCACAGUAUAAGGUUUACAUAUCUCGUAUUGAAAGUAUACAAAAAAAAUUUCUGAGAUACCUCGACUUCAAGGCACAAAUAAAUUCAGCCAAUUAUCUAGAAAGAUGUAAGAGAUAUCAUUUUUUACCGUUGGAAUAUAGACGUAAAGUCAAUGAUAUUUGUUUCUUAGUUAAUAUUGUAAAUGGAUCUAUUGAUUCUUCUGAGCUACUUACUCACAUAAUGAUUCGAACCGAUUUAAUGAGAUUUAGACAGCGACCCCUGCUAUAUAUACCUCUUGCUUCAACGAAUUAUAGAAGAAAUUCCUUCUUUCUGCGUAGCGCAAUGGAAUUUAAUAAACUUUCAUCUGUAGUAGAUAUUGACCUAUUUUCUACUAGUUCUAAAUUUGUAAAAAAAGUGAUGAACAGAGAAUUUUUCACUCACAGCCGCGACUAGCAUGACUCAUGUUGCAACCUCUUUGGUCUCACGGAAAGUUGAACUAUGCGGUUUAUUUGUAAUUGUUUUUGCCUAUUUUUUGCUUAUGUUAUUUUUUUUUGUAAGUAGUUUAAGUAAUCCCUAGAGUAUUUUAAAUUUGUAUAAAGUCGGAUGAAAGUAAUGUGUGGAGGCUUGUAAUUAGCAAUUCUUAUCACCACUUUGUUACUACCGAAGAUAUUAGUCUGUAAGCCUUCCU
Molecule: messenger RNA, 4718 nt
Organism: Parnassius mnemosyne (clouded apollo)
Lineage: Eukaryota; Metazoa; Arthropoda; Insecta; Lepidoptera; Papilionidae
Source: the annotation of a GenBank genome assembly